Cuculus canorus (common cuckoo) is the source of this 2329-nucleotide messenger RNA. RefSeq names its product phospholysine phosphohistidine inorganic pyrophosphate phosphatase (gene LHPP). Gene Ontology annotation, cellular component: cytosol. The transcript has 8 exons. Gene Ontology annotation, molecular function: phosphatase activity; inorganic diphosphate phosphatase activity. NCBI's taxonomy places the organism in Eukaryota, Metazoa, Chordata, Aves, Cuculiformes, Cuculidae. Gene Ontology annotation, biological process: dephosphorylation. Bases 12 to 824 code for a protein of 270 amino acids. The record is from RefSeq and is a predicted model, not a curated record.
GCGGGGCGGCCAUGGCCGGGUGGGCGCGCGCGGCGCGGGGGCUGCUGCUCGAUGUGAGCGGCGUCCUGUACGACAGCGGCGGCGGCGGCGGGGGGGCGCCUAUCGCGGGCUCGGCCGAGGCCGUGCGCAGGAUCAAAGCGUCCGGUCUGAAGCUUCGGUUCUGCACUAACGAAACCCAGGCGACCCGGGAGAACUUCGUGAAGAAACUCCAGGGCUUGGGCUUUGACAUCUCUGUGGACGAAGUCACUGCCCCAGCACCAGCAGCCUGCCGCAUUCUGAAGGAGCGUGGCCUGAGGCCACACUUGCUCGUGCACGACGAUCUUGUCCCUGAAUUUGCUGAAAUUGAUAAAGCAAAUCCAAACUGUGUGGUUAUUGGAGAUGCAGCAGAGAACUUCACCUAUGCAAACCUUAAUGAAGCUUUCCGACUUCUGAUUGGCAUGGAGAAGCCUGUUUUGAUCUCGCUUGGAAGAGGACGCUACUAUAAAGAAACCGAUGGUCUGAAACUUGAUGUUGGAGCAUAUAUGAAGGCAUUAGAGUAUGCUUGUGAUGUUCAAGCUGAGGUAGUGGGAAAACCAGCAAAAAUGUUUUUUGAGUCAGCCUUAGCAGAAAUGGGAGUUACACCACAAGAGGCCAUCAUGAUUGGAGAUGAUAUUGUGAAUGAUGUAGGAGGUGCCCAGCAGUGCGGCAUGAGAGCGGUGCAAGUGCGGACAGGGAAGUUCAGGUCAGAAGUGAACUGUUGUUUUCCUUACCUGCUUCCAGAGAAAAAACAUGGGAGAAUAUUUGCAGAGUUCCAUAAGAUCCUAGGCUUGCCGGUCUUGCGAUGAAAAUCACCCCUAUGUGAAGCCUGAUGCAUACGUGAACAACCUUGCCGAGGCAGUUGACAUUAUCCUCCAGCAGCUGUAAAAUUGAUAGUGCCGUGGGCGACAGGAAGGAAUGAGGAGGAGGCCUUGCAUGCAGCCCCUCCAUGAGACCACUUCAUCCUUUCCCACCUGCAUCUGAUGUUAACAAAUGAUCCGGCCUCGCCUGGGUUGGUGAACGCCUGUGCUUGUAGACGUUUCAUGUAACAGUACUAAAGUGCUCUACUGACCUUGUCAGUGGAACACAGCACUUGCUGUCCUCUGGCACAUCCUGAACAUCUUCUCCUUGGUGCUGUGCUCCUGCCAGCACAGGUGAAAACAGCUGUCCCUAAAAUGUCAGGCUCUUCCCCCCCUGGGGCUGAGCCUUGUCUGCCCGCGGGGAGCCCUGAGGGUGCUAAGGGGCCUCUGCCUCCUGCCAGUGCAAGUGGGGCGCUGCCCCCUCUUCGCUCACAGCAGGGACCCAGCCUGGAGGUGCCCAGGUGGGAGAUGGGAGGCCCAGCACCCAUUUAUGGGCAGGCUUUGCUGUUUAACUCACCCUUCCUGUGCCUUUUGGAAUGCCUGAGAUGGGAUGGGGGACAUCCUUGAGGCCCCUUUGCAAGCAGCAGGUAAAUAGUGAAUCCAGCUGUGUUUACAGCGAACCCAACAGCUGAAGACAACCUGGGUCCCUGAAGGACACCAAAGUGAUGCUGCAUGUUCCUGCAGUGGCCUGGGAGUGUUGGAAACCCUUGUGUUUCAGAGCUACCAGACGGCUGAGCUGCACGGCACCCCUCGGGGACAGCAGGGGAAAGGGGCGUAGGAAUUAGAUUAUAAUAGAAUAAACCACAUCUGGGAAAAUGACAUUUGUGCAAAUUUUUUUGAUCCAUUUUUGUGGCUUUUCAUCCUCUGUGUAGCAGUCCAGCCAAACUGAACAGCACUGUGCACAUCUGCGCACAUGCAGUGUGUACCACAAACCCCAGCUGAACAUGAGGGCUGUGAUACCUCACCAAGAAUUCUUUUUUAUCCUUUAAUUCUUCCUUUUUUUCUGAUAUACUAAGCUUAUCACUUCAAUCUGAUUAAGUUUAAGCAGCUAACUAUCCUGCCAUCUGUCACAGAACUUUUUAAACUACUCACUUGAAUUGCAGCCGCUUUCCUGUCUGGUUUAGAGAGGCUGUAGGGGCCCAUCACCUUGUUUCCCCAAGGAUGUAUUUAACACCCUGCGUGCCCUUGUCCUGCUGUGAGCCUGCCUUGCCUGGGUUUGGGUUUUUACUUUAUGGGGUGGGACAUUACCCACCCUUAAAGACAAAGCAUAAGGUGCUACUUGGCACUUGGAUGAUGAUUUGCACUGUGCUGUUACCUCUUUGGCUGCAUUGCAGCUAAAUAGCAGCCAGCGUCAGUCUGGGGGAGCCAUGGGAGACACUCCCCUGCCUCAGGAGUGUGCAUCGAAUCUGCCUGCACGAGAGUAUCCAGAAGUGCUAGAACACCUUUGCUAUCCC